Messenger RNA from Rattus norvegicus (Norway rat), 4926 nucleotides. It is a transcript of the gene Kcnmb1, whose product is annotated as potassium calcium-activated channel subfamily M regulatory beta subunit 1. Gene Ontology annotation, biological process: potassium ion transmembrane transport; potassium ion transport. Gene Ontology annotation, molecular function: calcium-activated potassium channel activity. The record is from RefSeq and is a predicted model, not a curated record. Gene Ontology annotation, cellular component: membrane. Lineage: Eukaryota; Metazoa; Chordata; Mammalia; Rodentia; Muridae.
AAACAUUUUGGAAUAUUUAUCAGGAUGGUCUUGCGGGGUGGGUAAUGAGUUUGGCUGUUUGACAUCUGUUUCCCAGGAGACUCUGGAAAACGCAGGGGCAGAGUCCCCAACAGCAGCUGAGGGCUGCAAGAGACUAGGUACCUGCUUGUGGAGUUUUUUGUCCCGGAGCAAGCUGUGUGCUCAGACUUGACCAUGUUUGGGCAUGGAGGCUCGACCCAGAUGGAACUGAAGACUGCUUCCCUAGAGACCAACUGGAGACCAAACUUCCUGCUAGAGCUCCAAGGCCUGACUUGGGGUGGGGGGGUGGGGGCCAGUGGAGAGAAACCAUCUGCCAGCGGAGACCCAGGGAACUGUGAGUGCUACAUCCCUGAGAGUUUGGGAAAGGCUUCUGGGAAGCCAGGGCUGAGGGGAGAUGGUGGGAGACAGCAGCCUGUGACAGCAUGGAUAGGGUGGUGAAAAUCCCUACCUCUCCUGCUGCCCAUUAGAGUUCUGGCACCGGAGGGCCUGCCUGGCCUGUUGACCCUGGUCUAGACCUCUCUUCUGUGGCCAGCCAGGAGGUCAGGACCUGUCUUAUCACUUGUCAUCAGGAUAGGAGUUGACAAACAGGCCUGACAGAGUGUACCAAGCUUCUUCAGUUCCUCAGUUAAUGAUAGCUACAGUUUAUGGAGGCCUUCAACUGCAGCAAGUAGGUAACGCCAGCCGUGUUGGUGGGUCUGCCUCAGGACUCUGAGAAAUGACUGUUGCCUCCGGUGGCCAUGGGGAAGAAGCUGGUGAUGGCCCAGAAGCGCGGAGAGACGCGAGCCCUCUGCCUGGGGGUGGCGAUGGUCGUGUGUGCCGCCAUCACUUACUACAUCCUGGGUACCACUGUGCUGCCCCUCUACCAGAAAAGUGUGUGGACCCAGGAAUCCACCUGUCACUUGGUUGAAACCAACAUCAAGGACCAGGAAGAGCUGGAGGGCAGGAAGGUGCCCCAGUACCCAUGCCUUUGGGUCAAUGUAUCAGCUGUGGGCAGAUGGGCCAUGCUGUAUCACACAGAAGACACUCGGGAUCAAAACCAACAGUGCUCCUAUAUCCCCAGGAACCUGGACAACUACCAGACAGCCUUGGUUGAUGUGAAGAAGGUCAGAGCCAAUUUCUACAAACACCAUAAUUUCUAUUGCUUUUCUGCACCUCAAGUCAAUGAGACCAGUGUUGUGUACCAGCGCCUCUAUGGGCCCCAAAUCCUCCUCUUCUCCUUCUUCUGGCCCACCUUCCUGCUGACUGGUGGCCUUCUUAUCAUUGCCAUGGUAAAGCUCAACAGGUCCCUCUCUGUCUUGGCAGCUCAGAAGUAGACCAAUCUCUUCUGCACAGCAGCAUGGAGUCACCAGGAACGGCAGGGGUCCCGGGCAGGCAUAAUUCUCUUCCUCUUGUCCUCCAUUUAAUUUGUUCAACCUCUUUGGACAAUCAUUUCUUGCUCAAGAAUGUUUAACAGCUCUCUCCGGUUGACUUCGAAGGGCAAAGGAACUGCCAGUCACAGCUCUCGAUCCCCGGCUUCAGUUGGCUCACAUCUGUUACCUGCUAUGUCACUGUCUACUCCCAAGACGAUGAAUAUCGUCACCUCUGUCCCUAUGUGCUCUCUCUUAGUUCCUCAGAUACCCACCUUUGACAUCCAGGAUGCUGUCCUUGGCCAAAUUCAGCUUCUUUGAAUUGUCAUAAAAGCCAUAGCUCUCAUUUACUGGUCAACUGAGUAGCACUAUUUGUUAAGGACAUCAACACACACACACACACACACACACACACACACACACACACACACACACACAUUAAAAUUUAUUCUAAAAUUAAAACAUAAUGCUGUCCUUCAGUAUCCACCGGGACCAGUUCUGUGACUUGCUCAGAUGGCAAAAAUCCCUUCUAUACAGUGAUGCAGUCUGCGUGGCAGCACUGUCUGCCUUCCUGUGUGCUGCAUAGUAUCUCCAGAUGACCAGUAAACACCCACUACAGUGUCAAUGCCGGAAGUGACUUCAUUCUAGGGAGUAAUGAUGAGGAAGAGUCCAUCCAAGCUCACAGCAGAUGCAAUUAUUACCCAAACACUCUCAAUCUGCACUUGAUGGAAUCCAAUGGGGCAGAACCUGCCGAUACAUAUUUGAGCAUAUACGCACAGUAACAAAAGUCUGUGAGGAAAUAAAUGCAAGUGCUUCAAAUUCUAAUCAUGAGAUGGUGGUUAGUUUUAAUUUUCUUCCUUAACCCCGCUCCUUGUUUCUGUUAUUUUCAUUCUUCAGUAAUAGGAAGAUUAUACAAUGUUUUGUUUGGUUUUAAUGAGAAAAGUAAUGCACAGCUGUUAUUUUUGGAAAGCAUUGAAAGGGGCUACCUCAAGGAGAUGAGGAUGGGCUGCAAGAGGCUCUUUCUCCCGUCAGAGACAAGCAGGGAAGACAGGGUUGUUGGGCUCCCUGAUGGAAGAAAGGCGCUUACUUAGACGAGGUUUGCAGAUUCCUGUUCUAGAUGCUUCCAACGUGCCCCCUGUAGACACAGGUGUUGGGCACUUAACACAGUUCGUGUUCAUGGCAUUCAGAUAUAAUUGGAAUUAGAAUUGUGCCCCCCAAGAUGGCACCAUUGGCUUUACAGCAACAUGGAGAGAGAGAGAGAGAGAGAGAGAGAGAGAGAGAGAGAGAGAGAGAGAGAGAGAGCACUGAGGUAACAUGUUGUGCAGCCUUGCCUUUCAGUGCUCUCUCCACAUGCAGAUGAACAGCAUCAUUACAUCACCACAUUGGAUUUGACACUCCUGCCCAGAGAUCCCAGAUACCGUCUGUGGCCUUCGGGUUUCUUAUCUAUGGCCCCUCCUUUCAAGGACAAGUAGCUCAUCAUUCCCCAAAGCAUCCCCCUCCAAGGUCAGGAACUCCAUAUUCUGAUAUUGCGGUAUAGUUUGCAAGACACUACUACUGGGUAGCAGGGCUCUCUCUGUAUUAUUUCUUACAACAACAUAUGAAUCUAUAAUUAUCUCCCAAACUCGAACUCUAUUUAAAAAUAGAAAGCAAAGGUUCCAAUAAGGAGUCCGACUUUAAAGGGUUACUGUCUGCAGGUUUCCAAGUACCUGCAUUUGGGACUGAAAGACACAGAAACUCAGAAUAUCCAAACAGCAGGAGAAGAUGACACAUCCUUCUAGAAGAAUUAGUGUGCAGGGAUGCCCAGCUCCCUUGCCCCAUGCAUUAGUCAUGAUGACCUUCAUUUUCUUUGGGAGAAAUGUUGCCCUCCUGUCAACAAGGACUGGCCUACUUCCAUCAAAAGCCACACCCAUCUGUUCUCACAGAACUGCACAGGCAGCCUGAGUGUGAAACCAUGGGCAUUUGAGCAUGAUGGAGUUAGAUGUGGGGAAAGAUGCUCUUGGCACCAGUGGCUGCCUAGGAACGGAGAGGCCUCACCUGCCCUGAACAGGUCACUGCUAAUGAGAAUUGGAUGUUUUCUGUAUUCUUGCACUGGUUCUCAUGGCUAUGACUCAUGUCUGCAAAGGAAUACCUGACCCACUCCUCAGGUGUCCUUUCUCCUAAAUCAGACACCACAUGGGGAUCAGAGGUUACAGGAUCCCCAAGCUUCUGAUCUGAAGUAGAAAGGGUCCUUGGGAGACAUCCCAGUAGUGCCCGCUCUUCAGCCAAGGCUGUGACUCAGAGAAAGUAGGUCCCUUCCAUGUGUGAAUGUUACAAGGGAGAAGCUUGUUCUGCUCUCUCUAAGGCUGAAGCCUGGAAGGGGCAGGGAUAUGAGUCAGAUACAUGGUUGCCUUCAAGGAGCUGUCUGUCUUCUUGCUCUGCCCUCGACCCCAUCACUACCACUGGGGUCUCUUCCUUGUGGUAAAGAACUCAAUUUGUGGGCAUCCGAAAUCCUGUAAUAUAGAAACCUUAAUUUUUGUGAUUCACUAAAAUGAUUUCAGGUUCCUCACUAAAUCAGUGGUUCUCAACCUGUGGGUCACAACUCCUCCGGGCAUUGAGCAACCCUUUUCACAUUGGAAAAGACCAUUGGAAAGCACAGAUAUUUACAUUACAAUUCCUAACAAUAGUAAAAUUACAGUUAUGAGGUGGCAACAAAAAUAAUUUUAUGGUUGGGGGGUCACCACAACAUGAAGAACUGUACUAAGGGGUCACAGCCCUAACCUACAUGCUUCACCCCAAGAUUCUCCUGCUGUCAACCACCUUGGAUCAGUCGAUUGCAAAGUGCAUUGCUGACCGUGACAGGUGGUUGGUAAGAAUGAGCGAUGCCCUCCCUUUCCUCUUGUAUUUGGAGGAAUUUGAAUUCUAUGAAAUAUUUGGGAAGAUUCCACUUGAGCAGGAGCAACUGUUGUGUUCCCCACCAGUCAAGGUCUUUUCACAAGCAGACGAAGGAGAACCAGCCAAUCCAGGCUAUAAGCAUGGAGAACUUCCCUAGAGUGUAGGGUAGCUGUUUUUAAACUGCCCUUGGGUAAGGAUACUGAGGUGGAAAUCAUGUCUUUUCUUAUUUGUUCUCCUAAAAACAUGUUGGCAGAAAUUCCGGAUCAAGGCAGUGUGAUAUACAUAUCAUAGCUGAUCAAAUAUGGAACAUUGAUUGGACUCCAACUGUUUGGUUAAGUAGACAUUAAAUAUAUUUUCAAAAAGCAUUCGACAGAAGCAGGAAAGAUGCCUCAGUGGUUAAGGGUGUGUGUGGCUCUUGGAGACAGCCUGAGUUUGAUUCCUAGCUCACAUCUGCCUGUAACUCCAGCUCCAAGGGAGUUCCAUGGGCACCUGCACUACUCAUUUACACACAUUCACGCAUAUACACACAGACACACAGACACACAGACAAACACACACACACACACUUAAAUAAAAUAUAAAACAAUGAGCUUUCUCUUGGUUAAUUUUUGGAAGAUAAAAUUAUUUUUCACAAAAUGCUUUGUAACAUGUGAUAGAUUUAUUACUUUAAAAUAAAGCAAUUGAAAUGAAA